Closterium sp. Naga37s-1 is the source of this 2388-nucleotide messenger RNA. The record is from the annotation of a GenBank genome assembly. Lineage: Eukaryota; Viridiplantae; Streptophyta; Zygnematophyceae; Desmidiales; Closteriaceae.
AUGGAAAUACAGCUCGCGGCGGCAGCAGUGCGCGCGCUCGAGGCGGCGCUCAAGCGGAAGCUUGAGGGGGAGGCGGUCGGGGACUUCAACGUCGACGCUGCGGCGGAAGCUUCUGCGCUCCUGAAGCGCGCGCGCGGCAACUCCGAGGGAGGCGCGGCCACGCAGAGCGGUAGACCCGAGGCUGGCGCAGCAGGUCGCACCGACGGUUUUGCCGAUCGCGGGGAUGCUAAUAACGCGGACGCUCAUCGCUCAGAAAGUUCCAAGAGACCAGCGGUGGGCGGCAGCCGGCCGGCCGCGCGAGGCGGCGCCGAUGACGUCAUGCCGACGCGAUCUGAGCUGGAGGCGAUUUGGCAGUUAGUGCACUCGGGGUACUUCGCGGGCGGCGGGGAGGGGGAGCUGCGCGAGGGGCAGGGUGCGCACGAAGCGGCGGAUUUAGCGGGCGCUUCCGGGAGCAGAGGGGAAGGGUCUUUGCCACGUGCCGUGGGAACGUCUGAGGUGGCAGCGCGAGAGGGAAGGGCGAUUCGGAAGGCGUGGGAGGAGUCUCUUUCCGCGCAAGGCGGAGGCGCGGGAGAGCGGGGUGGAAGGGGGGAUGACUUUGCGGGCGGCGGGGUCCAGCAGUCGUCGAAGAAAGGGCAGAACCUGGGCCCCCAGGCCAUGGCCGCGCGGCCAAUCUCCCCCCACACACUCUUUACCCCAUCCCCCUCGCACGCGUCGGGGUGCCGCACCCGCGCGCCCCUCCUCUUCUUCUCUCCCUUCUCUCUCACCCUCCCCCUUUCAGAUGCGGUGGGAGCGGGUGAACGCACGCAUGAGGGUGCUGCAGGGGCUGGUGCCGGGGGCGGCAACGAUGACAACAGAGAGCUUCCUGCUCCUCGCUGUCAACCCCCCUCCUCCCCCCGUCCCCCUUCCCCCCGCGCUCCUCCACCCCCCCUUCCCUCACCUCCGCAGAUGCGGCGGGAGCGAGUGAACGCGCGCAUGAGGGUGCUGCAGGGGCUGGUGCCGGGCGCAGCCACGAUGACGACCGAGAGCUUCCUGCUCCUCUCUCUCACCGCUCCCCCCCCCCCCCCCCUUCUUCCCCCCCUUCCUCCCCGCACUUCCCCCCCCCCCCCCAACCCCUCAGAUGCGGCGGGAGCGAGUCAAUGCGCGCAUGAGGGUGCUGCAGGGGCUGGUGCCGGGGGCGGCAACGAUGACAACGGAGAGCUUCCUGCUGGAGGCAGUUCACUACGUGCGCUUCCUGCUGCAGCAGGUCAUGGUGCGUUCACUGCUGCUGUGUUCCACUUCCACCCGCCCCCUCCCGGUGCGUCUCCUGCUGGUGUGUGGCGUUGUAACCAAGGCUGUGUGGCAUUGAGUCGACUCCCCUUCCUGCUGGAGGCAGUUCACUCCGUGCGCUUCCUGCUGCAGCAGGUCAUGGUGCGUUCACUGCUGCUCCGCUCCCUCCCGGUGUGUCCCCUGCUGCUCUCCUCUCCUCUCCCCCCCCCCACACGGGUGCGUGUUGCUCUGCCCCCCACUCCCCCCUGGUGCGUUCCCUGCUGCUCCCUCCUUCCUUUCCUGCCGCCCUUUCUCUUCUGCGCUCCUCCACACCCCCCUUUCUCCUUAUUCCCCUUUUCCCCACCCCCUUCUCUCCUUAUCCCCCCACUCCUCACCCCACCCCUCUCCCCCGCUGCUCGCCCUCCGCCUUUGCAGGAGCUAUCAGAGCUUUAUACCCCUCAGAACCGCAACAGGGAGGAGGGGGAGGGGGAGAGUGGCGAGGGGCAGAGCCGAGCGGGGGAGGGGGCUGGGUGCAGUGUUGAAGGGGGCGCUGGAGGGAAGGGUGACGUGGACAGCGAGUUGAGGCGGGAAGGGCUGCGAUUGGUGCGCGUGGAUCGGCUGUUGCCGAUAGUGGGGGUGGGUGGGCUGCUGGAUUGUAUUCUGGUGAAGCAGCAGCAGCGGGAGGAGCAGCGGCAGGAGGACGAGGGGAGGAAUGAGGAGAGGGAGGAGGGGGAAGAAGGGAUGGGAGGCGAGGAGGGAGAGGAUGGGGAGGAGCAGGAGGGGGACAUCCUGAGGCAGGGCAGCUCGGCGCGCUCUGCUGAAGCAAAGGCACUGGUCCACGUGUCGCACAUCAACAGGCUCAGGGUGUCGCACGCGAUCAGUCGGUCGCAGAGCCAGUCUCGUUGCACAUCGCUCACUGUCAGGGCCGCAGGUGAAUCUGGAGACACACCGGCCACUGAUUCCGCUGCCGCAGCUGCAGCUUCUGCAGGGAGCAAGCCCACACCUGAGGCAGCCUCGGCAGAGUCAUCAUCAGCCUCGGGAGUGCCGGUUCUGACCAUAGUGGCCGGCGUUUUUGUCUUUGCCCUCGUGAUCUUCGCGCUCUUCUCGCUCGCCAGUGCCAUUCUGGGCAUUUUCUUGCGCUAA